GAUACCACCAGCAUUAUCGGGUCCACACUCUUAUCUGCUAUGUUUUCCGCAAUCUGUAUCGCUAGACAUACAGGUUUGUUUGAUAGGACGGAUACUGUGGAGGGAAGGGCGCCAAGAACACAGGAUUGUGCUGGGCUUAUGUCUGUGUCGUGCGCCACGGUAUAUGCCGCUCCCAGUAGGGCGUGCGCAUGACUAUACAGCACCUGCUAUCUAUGGUCUAUUGGCUCCCAGGCACCUGACCUCGCUUCCCCCCAGUCGCCCUUUGACCACACCAGUGCUCCUGCCAUAUUCAUCUCACCGAGCACCAAGGACCAAAAGGCUGACCCACGCCCCGCUUCUUGGUUUCAUGUGAAGCGUACUCCGUAUUCUUCACUACCCUUCGCCCAGGUCCUGUUCAUAAAUAGCGUGCAUCUACUACGUUCAGCUAUCAGAAGCACUCCAUAUCAACCUCGUUCAUUUCUACCACGAACAUGGCGGAGAACACAUAUCACACCGCCUUCAGGACAACGUGUAUAUCUGUGCCAAAUGUAAUUAAAGCAAAUGAGGACAGGUAUCUUCUUCGUCACCUACAACUGCCGAACGGGAUUUGGCGGAUGAUCGGAGUCUUCGAUGGUCAUGCAGGCGAAGAGUGCGUUAAUUACGCUAUUGAAACAUUCCCUGCCUUCCUUCAGACCGCCUUGUCCGCUGCACUAGAACAUAUCGACGACCUCUCUUCUUCUUCGUCAGCUGUCACUGAUACUAUCAGAAAAGCUAUCAUCGAUUAUGACAAUCAGAUUCUGAGUGAUUUUCUCGACCUUUUUCCCGGAGGAGUUGAGGCCCUGCAAUUACUAUCCGACGACGAGAUCAAGUCCAUUGUCAAUGAUUUCGACUCUGGUGGAAAGAACAAUAUCAAGGUUCUCCGCUGUAUGCGAGGCAGCACACUUUUGUUUUCCCUUCGAGAUCCAAGCGGCGGAAACUUAUGGGUUGCAAGCCUUGGUGAUUGUCAAGCUAUACUUGGAAGGAAGGACUCGACCGGCUUAUGGCACUCUUCUGUCCUCAGUUCUGAUCACAAUGGCCACGAUAUUGACGAAUCUGAUCGCGUCCAACGCGAACAUCCAGGAGAGCAAGAUUGUAUCAUGAAUGACAGAGUUUUAGGUGCUAUUGCCGUUACUCGAGCUUUGGGAGAUCACGAAUUCAAGAUACCUGCGGUGUAUACGCGGCGCGUUUUUUUGAACACUCAGCCUGGAUUUCGCGUCUCCUCCAAUGUACUGGAAUUUAUCGCGCGCAAUAAAACGCCUCCUUACCUGUCAAAUGAAGCUGACGUUCGGCAUGUGGAUAUGAAAUCUCUCGACAACACAGAGAGCUUUUUAAUUCUCUGUUCCGACGGACUUGUCGAUCUCUAUAUGUACGAUGAACAACGCACUGGUCCAUUAGAUAAGAUUGUGGCCCGCUGGGUCAAGAUUGUGGGUGACAGCAUCGCUCGUGGCGAUGCCGAUGUCGCCCCAUUGCUUUUGUUACGCGACGCUCUUGACGGAGAUGGCCCCGCCAGAGUAGUGCGCAAGGUAAUUGUGGAUGGUGAUGCUAUUGAAGAAGACAAAGGUAGAAUUCUGCGUAACAUCGCGAUGGAGAUGCCAGAUAAAUGGAUGGAUGAUAUUACGCUUGCAGUUCAACGUCUCUAACAUAAUAGCUACUUGCGCUCUCCGCCAACUUUGCGAUGACAACAUCCAGAAAUCUUAUUAUCUUUAUGACCUU
This is a messenger RNA of Serpula lacrymans var. lacrymans S7.9, 1731 nucleotides long. RefSeq lists its product as uncharacterized. Gene Ontology annotation, biological process: protein dephosphorylation. Gene Ontology annotation, molecular function: protein serine/threonine phosphatase activity; cation binding. Bases 471 to 1658 code for a protein of 395 amino acids. NCBI's taxonomy places the organism in Eukaryota, Fungi, Basidiomycota, Agaricomycetes, Boletales, Serpulaceae. The transcript is spliced from 5 exons. The record is from RefSeq and is a predicted model, not a curated record.